This is a messenger RNA of Anneissia japonica, 5612 nucleotides long. RefSeq lists its product as uncharacterized. Bases 47 to 2305 code for a protein of 752 amino acids. Gene Ontology annotation, cellular component: membrane. NCBI's taxonomy places the organism in Eukaryota, Metazoa, Echinodermata, Crinoidea, Comatulida, Comatulidae. Gene Ontology annotation, biological process: netrin-activated signaling pathway. The record is from RefSeq and is a predicted model, not a curated record. The transcript has 8 exons. Gene Ontology annotation, molecular function: netrin receptor activity.
CGCGAUAGGACAGAAAAUAGGAGAGUGUUCUACUACGCACACCAAAAUGCUUCCAUCUUUACCUAUGUUUAGUCAAAAAGGGGCAUCUUCAAGAGGAAAUGUUGUCCCAUGCUUGGGUUUACCUGGAAUCCAGGAUCCACUAGUGGGCCAAAACCAACCGGGUAAAGGAAGAGAAAUUUUACAAGUUAGUCUAGCAGCUCAGUGUUUAAAUGGGUUGUGUAGUCAACUGAAAGUCAAAUGGGAUCUAUUGAAGGGGUCAAUGGAGACACUUCUCAAUGAUCUAGAUUAUGCUCUACCAAGGUAUUUCGAUGGAAUUGGUCAACGUGAAAAGGCAUCGAAUAUACCAUCUGCCGAAGAUGUCAUUAAGACAUUCAAUCGUUAUGGAACUACUCUUAACUUGGUUGAUCGACCGUUACAUCAGUUUGUCAACUUAUUAGAAUCUUUAAAAUCUAUUUUGCCGUUUGUAAAGCAAAUCAAAGAUGUCCUUGGUAAAUUCAACUUUAAAAAGUCUCUGACUGACAGCUUGAAAAAUAUUGAGGAUUUUGCCGAUGGGAAAAAGACACAUGAUAAAACUCACCCAGAAGUCUCUAACUUAACCAAGGAUUUAAAGUCAGUAAGGACCAUGUACCUACCCGUAAUCAGCACUCUGCCGUUUCUAUUUGAUAACAUAAAUGUGCUACAAGAAAACCUGCAGAGUGAGUUGUCUGGAAGGAGGAACGAUCUACCUGAUGAUUUACUCAGUUUUCCGAUAAUGGUACAGGCUGGAACAGUACCAAGGAACUUGAGCGAAAUUGAUGCUCAAGUCAUAAGCAUGUAUCGGCAGCAAAGUAAAGCGUGGGAACAGAAUUAUGGAUUGUUACUACAGGAACACCAAAGUUUGACGACAACAAUGCUAAUGGAUAAGCUUCAAAUUUCAUGCAACCUUAACAGUUACGGCGUCGAAAGGAGUAAUGGACUACUUGAUGACGAUGUCGGACACGGCACUGCUUUGGAGAAAAUGCUGCGAAUAUUUGAUCAAAAGAUUUCAAUGCACAAGCUGAAAGAUGUAACUCAAAUCAAUUUUACAACCUCUAUAUUCUCAGCUGGAAUAUUCGACAGUAAAGGUGGCAACUUAACUAUUGCCGAUGCCGAAGUUAAUCUAUUCAUUCCACCAAACGCAAUUCCUCCUAGAACCAGAAAAGAGAUUUACAUAUACUUAGAUCAAAAGGCACACUUGAAACUUGAAAAGGAAAAUGAAACAAGAAUUUCUCCCAUUGUUCAUUGUGGGCCACCGGGAACAUCGUUUGAGGUGCCAUUCGUCCUCUCUUUUCCACACUGUGCUGAAGAUGAAGAGCAAUGGACAUUUUCAGGGAUGAUAGAUUCCAAUGACUCGGGUGCCCACUGGCAGAAUAUUAGUGAUGACUGUGAUGGAAUAAGCUUGGUUCAAGGAGGUCACUGUUUCAUUAUGGUGAAUCACUUCACUAACUUUACAUUUAAAGGAGCCACGCGACAGCAGGAAAGUUCUAAACUCAUUAAUUUUUGCACAUUCGGAAAGUGUUACGACAGAAGUAACUCAUAUUGUUUUAACGUACGCGCCUGGAAUCCUCAUGAUAAAGCGGUUGUACUGGAAGAACAGCGCAAACUUCAUGAAAAUUGUUUAGACUCGAUAAAAACACUGAGUGUACAAAAUACUGGUAAAGACGUAAAGGUGUCACUGAAAAAUGUAAAAGAAGGAUGGAUAUCGGAGUAUGAAAAGGAAAUGAAAAUAAGUUAUGAAGAAUUAUGGAGCGACACAGAAGAUGGUAGCACACCACCAUCUUGUCGAUUUCGUCUCAAAACCAAAGAUUCUCAACAAAGUGAUUCUGUGUACUGUAGAGUGAAAAGCAAACAAGACGGUCGCAAAAAAGAAAUAGCUCUGGAAGUAAGUCCUAAUACUUCGACAAUUCAGCAGAAUAUGAACAUGAUGGCAAUGGAAAGUCUAUACUCAAGAGAAAGUGAAGUUGACUUAUUAGCAUGCAGAAGAAUGUAUGGUCCAGUGGAUUGGUGCGAUCUCCCAGAGGACGUCUGCUACAAACUUUGCCUCGAACUUGAUAUCGAAGAAACAAAGCUUCGUGACUGGAGGGGUUUAGCUGAACAACUUAAUAUUGGUAGCAGAGUAAUUGAAAACAUGGACAGAGCUACAAAAUGUCCAACCAUCUGUCUGUUAAAAAUCCUCAGUAUCAUUUCAGCCCCUGGAGAGUUUUGCAAAAACCUUGGCGAGAAACUAAAAGCAGCAAACCUCGAAUCAGCCUAUAAAAUAAUUAUGCCAUGCAUAAAAUUGCAGUAAAAUACAUAGAAAAAUUCAAAUGCUUGGCAGAUUCAAAAUGGGAACAAGAUUAAAACAUACUAAAUUUGGGGACUUUAUAUUGGGUGGCGAUUUCCAAAACGUGAAAAAUAUCAUUAAAUAAUAUUUGUAUUGGAAUUUUAUUCUUUAAAAGUAUCAAAUUUUGAAAAAUAAAAAUGUCACAAAUAGCAUUUUCUACCAAAAAAAUAUUAUUAUUAUUUCUGUAUUAAUGAUAACGUAUUUGGUUUCAAUGGAUAAAUAAUAAAAUUAUCUCUAAUAUCAUACUUUAUUUGAUACUGUAGUUUCAAUAUUUAACUUUCGCAUACAAAAUUUAAUUAUUCAUCAACUUUUCGUUAUUUCAUUGAUUUUUUGUUUUAUUUAAUGGUUGAAGAGGUAGCUGUCUUAAUUAAGUGUUAUUUGCUUAAGUUAAAUGACCCAGCGCAUACAUUCCCAGUAGGAUAUCAAAGGGGCUCUAUUUGAUUACCGAUUGGCGGCCUUUCGCUUGGCUGUGGGUACUGGGUCGGUUCCGGAUAUUUGCUAGAGGGGUCCAGAAACAAAAAGGGUACUCUAGUACAACUAAAUUAAGUUUAAAUGGCGUGGGGAACUGUCUUCUGACUUGUCACCCUCCUAUCUUUUGAGAGACUUGAUAGCCAAAAAUGAUAUUAGUUAGUCUGAAAAUUAUUAUAUAGUAAAACCUGGAUUAUGUAUGUAAGCUUAAAUGUUGUAAUAGAUGUAGAAAUUUCUUAAUUGUCUCAUAUUUACUUAUUUUAGUGGUUAAUAUAUAACUACUAAAUAUAUAUUCGGAAGUGUACGUUCCACUUACCUAUAUACUGAAUAACACUCUUCUCGUUCUACUGUACUGUGCUAAAAUAAUUUGAAUAUUGAAUUAUCACAUUUGUUGCUUUUGUAGCGUGAAAAGUCCUUGUAGAUUCGUGUUAGUGCAAAAUUACUUUCUUUCGAUAAUUUAAUAGACAUAAAUAGGAACUCAAAAUUUGUCACGAUAUAUUUUUUCCAGAUUUGAGUACACGUCUGGACGGUAAAUCGUCACAAACUUUUGGCCCUUACUCAAAUUAGUGUAUAUGAUGGUUAUCAUAAUAUAAUAUAAUAUACUGUAUCAUACAUUGCGUGGUAUCAAAGGUAGUUGAGUAGCCAAAGUUGGUUACAGUAAACAGUGGUCUAAAGAAUCAAUUUAACCGCUUCAAUUUGAGUUUGAAAUUACUGUGACUGGAAUUGUUUUUAAAGGUAACUCUGAGAAUGUGGAUGUAUUGACGGAAACUGUUAACGCUUAUAUUAAUUUUUUUACCGAUAAUGUGAUCCCAAUUAAGAAAGUAAAAGUGCAUGGCGAUGAAUUUUAAGAUGGAUAAAUAAAAAUGUAAUUAAUUAAGAAUAAAAAGGAUAAGAGAUAAUUGAGAAAAAAUGACAAGCAUUUAAAAAUAAUGAUGUGGCCCAAGCCAAAAUUAUUCAAAAAGAGUUGAAACGAGUAUUAUGUAUAAAAAUAAAUUAGAGUACAAAAGAAACUCGAAAAUAAAUUCAAAAGUAAUGACAUGAAGAGUGGAUAUAACAAAUCCAAAGUAAAGAGGAUUAAAACAAUAUUUCCAAUCAUUAUGCUAAUGAACUUAAUGAGUUCUUUAAUAGAUUUGAUAAGCACGAUUUCUCAAGUGAUAGAAUGGAAAAUAAAUGCAAGAUUAAUAAUAGUUUAUUAAAUUAAUGUGAGUUUACACUCGAAGACAAUGAGGCAGAAGUGACAAAACAUUUUAAAGCGUUAAAAGCAUUAAAAGCAGGUGCACCUGAUAAGUUAUUACCUAGAAUUUUGAAAUCGUAUGCUUGCCGACUAUCACCAUGAGCGUCGAUCGGUGGGGACAGGGGGACACAGGACAGGGGACACAUCCUGCACCCCUCCACUUUUUAAGAUUCAAGGGGGCCCAGCCGGCCCACCCUCCAUAAAUUUUGUAAAAUUUAAAAGUGGAGAAAAAAAAUAUAUUCAAAUUUAAGUCUGAGAGUGCCAUUUCCGGCCAACUAGAGGUGCCAUAAUCAUAAAUGCUCUUACCUCAGCCCCAACCAUGGUGUGGUUGAAGUGUCUACACUCCAUUUGUAAAAGCCCCUUCCUGUGCCCCCUCUAUUUCGAAUUUCAGGAUUUGGCACUGAAUUUUGGAAAUGGUCAGAAUCCCCUCAAAUUUGCUUACUGCAAAAAUAGGAAUACAGAAGAUGCAUUAUUAUAUAAGCUUCAAAACUUUUACCGUCAUUUAGAUGACUGCAAACGAACGAAUAUUAUGUAUUUUGACUUUAGUUCAGUUUUAAUACAAUUGAAUCACACGUACUAGUUAAUAAUUUGAUAUGAAUAUUCCACCGUGUUAAUUUUCUUUGUUUUUAAUUUUUUGGUCGAACGUUGUCAAUAUGUUACAGUGUAAUAUUAUUCCUGAUAUUGUGUGUAUCAGUACGGGGGAACCACAAGAUACGGUAUUGAUUGUAGAUCUAUAUCUCCAAGUUAUCCAGAUAUAUCUUCAGACGACUCGGCAAUGGUUGGUCUUAUACUAUCAAUCAUAACAAUGAUUCUUUAUACCGGUCUAAGAUUGUUCAAUUUAUCAAUACUGUGAACAUAAUUUUCUUGUAUUAAACAUAAAUAAAACGAAAGAAGUGCCGAACGAUUUCCGGAAAAGUAAUAGGAUGACUCUGAUAAUGUAUAUUGAAGAAAAGGAGGUAGAUAUUAACACUUAUCAGUAUCAAGGAGUGGUUUUCGACAAUAAGCUUAAAUGUGGGGGGGGGGGGCAUGUUGAUCAAAUAGUGAAAAAAUUAAACACAGGCUCUAUUGUUUGAGGAAACUUAGUUUAUUUGGGGUCAAUCAGGAUAUGUGUAGAACGUUUUACUUAUCAGUAAUGUUAUCUGUUUGGGGGUAUUGUAAGUCGGACUGGGCGGGAAAUAUCAGUAAGUGGGAUAUAGACUGAUUUGAGAAGGUGCUGGGUAGGGUGGAGAAAGUAAUUGGUUCGUCCGCUUGAUCCACCAUGAACGGCUUGCAAAGGUGUUUCAAGCUAUACGGAGAACAAAAACCAUCCGCUCUAUGCCGACAUUAUAGGAACCACCGUUAUUGUUAGAAUUAGAAGUGGUAAAAUGAGGACGGUGAAUUCACACACAGACCGUUUCAAGUACUUGUUCUACUCAGCUGGGAUUCGAGAUCACAAUCAAAAGUAUAGGAUAUUGAGAUAAAUUAACUUUUGUAUUGGCAGUAUUGAGCAUUGUAAUUUCCAGUUUAUUUUUAACAAUACAUAAAUCAGUAUCUGUAUCUGUAGCAAUAUUAGUCAGUAAAUAAAAUAAA